Molecule: messenger RNA, 740 nt
Organism: Linum tenue
Lineage: Eukaryota; Viridiplantae; Streptophyta; Magnoliopsida; Malpighiales; Linaceae
Source: the annotation of a GenBank genome assembly
CUCUCUCUCUCUCUUUCGUUCCUUCCUUUUCACACUUGUUUAAUUCUUGUCUUUCGAAAACAAACGCAAAAAGGAGGAAAAAAAUAGAGUACAUCACUCAUCUCUAUUUAUAAUACUCCCUUCCCUCUCUCAAUUUGCCCACAGCUUCUUCCCAUGCACUUGUCCCCCUUCCCCUCUUCCUUCCUUCCAACUCCCUUCUUCUACCUUCCUUCCUUCCUUACUUCAUCUCUCUCUCUCUCUUUCUCUGCAUUACUCAGAAAACCCACAAAACAAAACACCAACACAAUGUCGAGCAGAAGAUCGUCGAGGUCGAGACACGGCCAGUCGGCGAGGAGCAGCAGCAGCAUCAUCUCCGACGACCAAAUCAUCGACCUCGUCUCCAAGCUCCAGCGCCUCGUCCCCGAAGCCCGCUCCACCACCUCCUCCCGCCGAUCCCGCGACAGGCAGGGUUCGGCUUCGAAUGUGCUGCAAGAGACGUGCAGCUACAUAAGGGAGCUGCACAGGGAGGUGGACGAUCUCAGCGAGAGGCUGUCGGAGCUGCUCGCCUCCACCGAUUCCGACAGCGCCCAGGCCGCCAUCAUUAGGAGCUUGCUCAUGCACCAGUAGCAGAGUACAACUGCUCGAUCGUCAGCACCUGAUAAUUAAUUAAUUAUUAGCAGCUAAUUAAUGAUGAUUAUCGCAUAAUAUUAAUGUGAUGUGAUGACGCCCACCACUUUAUUAACCAUAUAUAGCUACUUGUU